Neomonachus schauinslandi (Hawaiian monk seal) is the source of this 2314-nucleotide messenger RNA. RefSeq names its product HIV Tat-specific factor 1-like. NCBI's taxonomy places the organism in Eukaryota, Metazoa, Chordata, Mammalia, Carnivora, Phocidae. Gene Ontology annotation, cellular component: U2-type spliceosomal complex; U2 snRNP. Gene Ontology annotation, molecular function: RNA binding. Gene Ontology annotation, biological process: mRNA splicing, via spliceosome. The coding region runs from base 65 to 2314 and encodes 749 amino acids. The transcript is spliced from 2 exons. The record is from RefSeq and is a predicted model, not a curated record.
UGCAUCUCGGCCUCUUUGCUCCUGUUUGCUCGCGCGGACCCUGUCCCUUGCCUAAGUCGGCAACAUGAGCGGCAACAACUUGGAUGGGAACGACGAGUUUGAUGAGCAGUUGCGAAAGCAAGAAUUGUACGGCGACGCCAAGGACGGCGACACCCAGAAGGAUCCCAGUGGAGAACCCGAUUCUUUCGGGCAGCAGCCGGCUGACACCCAGUAUGAGUGGGACCUGGAAAAGAAGGCGUGGUUCCCCAAGAUCACUGAAGAUUUCAUUGCUACAUAUCAGGCCAAUUACGGCUUUUCUAAUGACGGGGCAUCUAGCUCUACUGCAAAUGUACAAGAAGUCAGUGCUAGGACUGCAGAAGAACCUCCACAAAGAAAAACCCCUGAACCCAGUGAUCCCAAAAAGAGGGGAGAAAAGAGAAAGGCCGAAUCAGGAUGGUUUCACGUUGAAGAAGACAGAAAUACAAAUGUAUAUGUGUCUGGUUUGCCUCCAGACAUUACAGUGGAUGAAUUUAUACAGCUCAUGUCCAAGUUUGGCAUUAUUAUGAGAGAUCCUCAAACGGAAGAAUUUAAAGUCAAACUUUACAAAGAUAAUCAAGGAAAUCUUAAAGGAGAUGGUCUUUGCUGUUAUUUGAAGAGGGAAUCUGUGGAUCUCGCGUUAAAACUCUUGGAUGAAGAUGAAAUUAGAGGCUACAAAUUACAUGUUGAACUGGCAAAGUUUCAACUGAAGGGGGAAUAUGAUGCCUCAAAGAAGAAGAAGAAGUGCAAAGACUACAAGAAAAAGCUGUCUCUGCAACAGAAGCAGUUGGACUGGAGACCUGAGAGACGAGCCAACCCACCCCGAAUGCGCCACGAGCGAGUUGUCAUCAUCAAAAAUAUGUUCCAUCCGAUGGAUUUUGAGGAUGACCCAUUGGUGCUGAAUGAAAUCAGAGAAGACCUUCGAGUAGAGUGUUCAAAGUUUGGACAAAUUAGGAAGCUCCUUCUCUUUGACAGACACCCAGAUGGUGUGGCUUCUGUGUCCUUCAGGGAUCCAGAGGAAGCUGAUUAUUGUAUUCAGACUCUCGAUGGAAGGUGGUUUGGUGGCCGUCAAAUCACUGCCCAGGCGUGGGAUGGAACUACAGAUUAUCAGGUGGAAGAGACCACAAGAGAAAGGGAGGAAAGGCUGAGAGGAUGGGAGGCUUUCCUCAAUGCUCCCGAGGCCAACAGAGGCCUCCGGCGUUCGAAUUCCGUUUGUGCUUUGGAAAGGGCAGGGCCUUCUAGAGUAAGGCAUUUUUCAGAGCACCCUAGCACAUCUAAAAUGAAUGCACAAGAAGCCACAAAUGAAAUGGCGUUCGAAGAACCUAUCGAUGAAAAGAAGUUUGAAAAAACUGAAGAUGGGGGAGAAUUUGAAGGAGAUGCUUCUGAAAAAAAUGCCAAAGAGAGUGGCCCCGAGAAAGAGCCUGAAGAAGGCUACCCCCAGAAAGAAUCUGAAGAAGGCUGCCUCAAAACAGAGUCUGAGGAAGGCUGCAGUCCUGAGAAAGAGUUCGAAGAGGGUAGUCCUAAAACAGAGUCUAAAGAGAAUGGCCCCGAAUGGGAAUCCAAAAAGAAGAGGCUCAAAAAUGAUUAUGAAGAGAAUGGCCUUGAAAAGGAAUCUGACCAAGAUGGCCCCAGCAGGGAACAUGAGGAGGACGAGAGCCUCCAAAAGGAGUCUGAUGAAGACGACUUGGAAAGGGAAUCCGAAGAAGACUGCUCUGAAAAGCAGUUUGAAGAUGGCUCCGAGAAAGAAUUUGAAGAAAACGGCCUCGAGAAGGAUUCUGACGAGGACGGCUCCGACAGGGAGUUUGGUGAAAACAUUCUUGGUAGGGAGUUUGAAGACAAUGACUCUGACAAAUCGGAAUUUGGAGAUAGCAGCUCCGAAAGAGCAUUUGAGGAGGAAGUCUCCGAGAGAGAGUUUGACGAAGAGUCCGAUGACAAGGAAGAAGGGGAAGACACAUACGACAAGGUGUUUGAUGAUGAGUCAGACGACAAAGAGGACGAAGACUACGCAGACGAAAAGGGGCUCGAAGACGCUGACGAGAAGAUGCUCGAAGACUCGGAUGACAAAGAGGAGGAAGAAGGAGUAGAGGUAAAGGAAGAUGAAGACGUGGACGAAAAGAUGUUCGAAGAGGAUGAUUCCAACGGGAAGCUGUUCGACGACAAGGAUUCCAGUGAGAAGCUGUUUGACGACUCUGACGAGAGAGGGACAGUGAGGGGGGUGGGGAAUGUGAAAGACGAAGGGCCCCCCUCCACAGGCAGCAGCUUUGUCCUCAGUAGUAAGGACGACGUCGACGACAUUUAA